Messenger RNA from Phytophthora sojae, 573 nucleotides. RefSeq lists its product as hypothetical. The transcript has a single exon. Bases 1 to 573 code for a protein of 190 amino acids. The record is from RefSeq and is a predicted model, not a curated record. Lineage: Eukaryota; Oomycota; Peronosporomycetes; Peronosporales; Peronosporaceae.
AUGCAGCUCCUUUCGACUCUUGCAUUCUUGGCAGUCGCCGUCCAGUGCGCAGUUGCUGCGCCCGAGCGCAAUCUGCUGCGGUCGGGCUACGACAGGCCGAUAAACUUCUCCGACCUGGCGGACCUGAAAACUGCGGCCAGCAACCCAAUGACGCAUCAGCAGCCGACGCACGCAUCGACCACUACGCCAUACACUCCCAAGGGCGAGGUUUCCGGCGCGGAUGCGUCACCGCAUGAUAAAAAGAGCGGCGAGGACGGCAAGACCAAGGUUGAGACGGACUCGACAACGCUUGCCAGGAGAAGCGGGCUGCAGUCUGUCAUGGCAGGUAAGGGCGCCGGAAAGGAUGGGGAGCGGCCAACUAAGAGCCGUAGCGGGACGGAUGCAACGAAGACUGUAUCUGGAGUCACGAAGAACAGUGCGAAGCCUUCCAAUGCGGUGAAAAGUCAACCGUCCUCGACCAACAGCCGUAUGAAGGCGUACUCGUUGCUCACGAAGAGCGAACUCCCAGAAGAGCGGUCGAUGGCUAACCCGAAGAAGCGACCCACUCCGAGAACGCAGGGUAAGUACUACUAA